Molecule: messenger RNA, 3092 nt
Organism: Acanthopagrus latus (yellowfin seabream)
Lineage: Eukaryota; Metazoa; Chordata; Actinopteri; Spariformes; Sparidae
Gene: ccdc191
Product: coiled-coil domain containing 191
Exons: 17
Coding region: 68-2848 (926 amino acids)
Molecular function (GO): phosphatase binding
Source: RefSeq, a predicted model, not a curated record
GCACUACGUAAAAAUGGGUGGGAUAACAUUAUAGUAGCGGAAGUAAAGGUCAAUAACUAUACAGACAAUGACGUCCCCAGGUCACAACCCUCACCUGUCUAGGUGGAGGAGGCUCAGUAAGAGUACAUCAGGAGACAAGAUUCAUGUAAAGACUGAUGAUAUCGACCAAUGGAGGAAGCGUGUGGAGAUUGCUUCCGAAUUUGCUGUAUCUGAAGUGUUCUGCCCCAAGAAACCUCAUUCAGGAGCCAGAAACCUCGCGGUACCAUUGCAAAGCUCUGACCAGCUAAAAGAUCAUGAUGAUGCUUACGGUGAAGCUCAGGCUCUUCUUGGUGAUUGGCUGAGCAGUAAGUUGCGUCUUGAGCUGGAAAUGGAUGAGGAAGAUGACCUGCUGUGCUCUGCUGAGAGGAGUAGCCCUGUUGCACUGGCGAGUGCCCGGCCUGCAGCUGUGGACUACACAAACUUUGAUGAUCUGUACAAGUGUCUGGCUGAGGAGGAGGAACACAGCGCUGUUAACAGCUUCCUACAAGACCUGAUGGAGCGAGAGGUGUUGGACUGUGGGGUGAUGGAGGAACUGGCAUUAGAUGUUGGACAAACAAAGAGGAAGUUCAGAGACCCGAUCGUCACCAUGGAGGCUCGACACCUGCAGGUGCGGGAGAACAGGGCCAGGCAGGAGGAUGAGAGGAAGAGACAACAGAGAGAGAAGGAGGCUCAGCGUCAGGCCAGAGAGGAGGCAAAGCAGAGAGAGCGAGGGGAGGAAAUGAGGAGGAAGCAGGAGGCAAAAAGGCAGGAGGAGAUGGUGCAGCACGAGAUGCUGAGACUGCGACGUGAGAUGGAGGAGAGGAGAGGCCUGGAGCAGCUGGUUCGACACAGGGAGAGGGAGAGAGUGGGAGGGCUGAGGGCAGCCAGAAGCCUCCAGUCAGCUCCUCCACUUCCCACAAAACAGCAGCAGCAGGACACAGAGCGACGCUAUAAAGAACAGAACAUUCAGACCAGAAUUCACAUGCAAAAUCUCAAGUGUCUCCAGAGGCAUUUCUCCAGGUGGUAUACGGUGGUGUUGGACCGAAGGCUACGUUUGAAUAAGGCCUCGGCACUAUGUGACUGGAAGAGGCGGCUGAGAGCGUGGCGAGCGUGGCGGGCAGUGGUGUGGGCAGAACAAAAGCAGCGAGAGGUGUCAAGAACUGAGCAGGAGCUACGUGUUGAAAACAGGCGAGAACUUCAAGGAAAUUACGUUAGUUUGCCACAGAUGGCCCAAUGCCCAGCAGUAAUGAGGCUUAAAAAUAUGAUCACAUCUGUCACCUCCUCCAGACAAUGCCACCUGGCCAUGGAGAGCGACCGACGACGUUUGCUGCGGCGAUGUCUGAACGAGUGGCAGCUAUGGUGUCGGAUGGAGAAGGAACAGCGAGCGCUUUUGGCCCAGCAGCAGGAGACCCGCCGCAAGAUGGCUGCCUUAAUCAACGCUGCAUCAACAGGCAAACUCAACGUCACAGAAACUCCAAUUCAUCAGGGAGUAAUGGCCCCACCUGAGGCUUCUAACCAACCAGAGAAUGAAGAGAAGGAGGAUCAGCACAGGUCAGGCACCCCAGCCCACAACGCCCCUGCAGUGCAACAGAACAGGACCCCUGUUUGCACUGUGGCCCAGCCCACACAGCCAUGGCAGGUGACCCGACGCCAUGCAGCACCAACGGCCACAGAGCUCCGGGAGGCACGGUGGAGAGUAGAGGAAGGCGGCUUCACCAGUCCUAAAAUGGCAGCACUGCCGGGCAGCAGAUUUGAGAACAGGCAUGCUGUCCAGCAGCAGAUCAUCACGCAGCAGAGGAAGCUGUUAAAGGAGCAGCAGGACCAAAUUGCAUGGCUGAGGGAGGGGCAGAGCAUGAAGCGCUUGGAGCUGGAAAUGGAGAAAACCGCACAACUAACUGAGCUUUCAUUGUUAGGAGGCUCGAGGCCAAAGGCCCACAACUCUGACCUCACAGAGCAGAGGGAACCGAGAGCUACUGGAAAACCUGAUGUUUUCUGUGCACCUCAGAAGAAAGCAGUCACACGGCAGGCAUGCCCCCAUCCAAUCAUCACAGCCAUGGAGGCCCGUGCACGUCAACGUGCAACACGGAGGAAAGAAAUCGAGGAGCUCAAGAGAAAGAAGGAAGACGAAAGACUGGCCGAAAUGAAAGCAGCUGAGGAGCAGAGGCAGAGGGAGGAGGAGGAGGAAAAGCGCAAAGCAACAGAAAGAAAGAAGGAGGAGAAAAGGCAGGAAAGAGAGAGGGAGGAGGAAAAACAGAGGCAGCUGAAAAGGCAACAGGAGCUCCUGAGGCUGGCCAAUCAACACUACCACAGAAACCUGCUGCUGAGGCGAGGCCUGGCGCCAUGGAGAUGCCUCAUUCAGCUCAAACAAGCAAACAUGCAGCUGGCCCAGCGUCACCACAAUCUCUUCCUCCUGAGGCGCUGUACACUAGGUUGGCGGCAAUCUGCAAGAGAGUCCCUGUCUGCGAAAGAAGCUUCUGCAGACCAACUGUACCAGCACUUUUUGCUGCGGAGGAGCUUAAGCUGCUGGGAAAGACUUAAGGACAGGCGGAUGAUUCAGGAGGAGCGAGCCGAGCGUUUCUAUCGCACUCGCACUCUGAGGAGGUUUCUGCUUGCACUGCUGGACCACGUGACCCAGGAGAGGCUGGUGGAGUGGGACCGUCAGGAGCUGGCUCAGGAGCAUAACAACAGACGGGUGCUGCGGCGAUGUUUCCUGGCUUGGGGGCAGCUUCCAUGUCUGCUGCGCGAGGAGAGAAAGAAGGAGGAGCGUCGGGAGAGGCUGGGGCGGAAAGUGGCUGCUGUUCUGCCUGAUUUCUGCACCUGCCCAAUGUAAAGCCUGUAGCAGAUACUGUCCCUGAAGGAGACAAGCUACAUACCGACAACAUAAGUGUCAACUCAUCACAUAACUCUGGUGGGGACACAUACAAAUCUAGAUACACAGGCACACUUCUCACAUUCUUUUAAUAUAAAUAAAUGAAAUUAAUUGCAUACAAACACACAAAUGAAUGCAUUAAAACCUUUGAAUCCCUUUGUGGGAUGAAUUAAAGCAGCUGUCUUUGGAGAGCACUACAAACUUC